CUAACACCUAACCUGUGAUAAUUCUGCCAUCUUUGAUUUCUGGGAACAUGGGCAGCCUAAAUAUUAGGAGAGGUGCUAUGGAUCCUAUCGUUUGCUGUAUUUUCUGCAUCUUUCUUUAUAACAUGGGGAAGGUGGACUCUCAACAAUGCCAGUCAACUAGUAGCAUGGUACAGCUAUUAUUUGAGGAAGUGGAAACCAGCAAAAUUAGUCCAGCACCGAGCCGGGACUGGGGAGCACUAUCACCCCUCUUUAGGAUGGACAGGCUGUUUUUGGAUGCUGUACAGCCUAACCCAUUCCCAGAAGACAUUCUGCGUGUGGCUUUUAGAAAUAGUUCGUCAUUAAAAACUUCUGAAGUGAUAAAAUACGAGGCAGGGUAUGUUAUCUGCGCUGUGAUUGCCGUUUUGUUCAUCAUCUUCAUGCUGGUUUUGGGGAUUUUCUACUGUGUAGCCGAGAGUCGCAGAAGGAGGAUCUUCGAAACCUGCGAUGGAGUCAUCUGCCAGCCAUGGCCAAUAUUCACGGCCCUUGUUAUCACUUGCUGUAUAUUAUUUGCUGGGCUGGUUUGUUCCUUCUAUCUGAAUGAGAAAGUCCAUCAAGAAGUUAGAACUGGAACAGAGGACUUUAGCAGGACAUUGGAGGACUUCCGCAGUUCCAUAAACAGCAUCCCCCAGGCUAUUGAAAAGGUGACAUCUGAAUUCUCUGUUCCUAAAUUGAAAGUUUAUGAGGAAUUAGAGAAGUUUGGCGUUGCCAUCGGCCGUUUGGCUAAUUCUAAGCUCAAUGAUGAAAUUUAUCCUAUUCUACAAAAUGGUCUCCAGACAGCUAAACAACUCGAGAGAGCCAUCCAGCUCAUAGUGGACGUGAAUGUGACUAUGGCGAAACUUCAACAAGGACAGAGCGCUGUGGUUCAGCAGCUCAACACCCAUAGACAGACCCUGCAAAGAGUCCUCUCUGACCCAUUAUGUGAAAACUGCAGCCAGCUUGCGGGCAAUCUACAAACGUUGGAACUUAGUUUGAACUACAGCCAGAUUCCUUCUGUGGAAGAAUAUCUGAAUAAAUUAAGCAAUGUGAGAAGAAUCAACAUGUCAGGAAUCUUUCAGCAGGGGUUUCAGGCCUUAAAUGAAGUUCCAAAACUUGUGAACAGUCAGACUUCCAGAACUAUUAAUGAUGCCAAGAUGACCCUGGACAGAACUGAGCAGGAAAUCAAAUCCUAUGUUACGAGGAUACCCAUACGCCAAUACACUGAUCCUAUCAAUACAUCAUUAAUAAAUUUUAAAGAGACAAGUACUACUUAUGAGAAGGAGGUGGAACGUUAUGAGAAUUACAGGUGGGUGGUUGCAAUUGUCCUCCUCUGCGUGAUUCUCCUCAUCGUUGCCUGCACUUUCCUCGGGCUGCUGAUUGGACUUUAUGGGCUGUACGUCGACAAGGAUCCUCUGGACAGCACCUUGAAAAGGAGGCCUGGAUUUAUAUUGCUUAAAGUCGAGGUGUACCUGUCCUUCAUUUUUUCGUGGCUUCUUAUUAUUUUAGUAUUUAUAACGUUUCUAGUUGGAGGAAACAUGCAAACGCUGGUGUGCAAAAACUGGGCCAAUGGCAACAUUUACCGGUUUUUGGAUAACCCUGAAAAUCUUCCACCAAAUGUAAACUUGAGGGCUCAGCUGGGACUUAGGGAAAAUGCCAGCAUCACGGAUCUUUAUGAACAGUGCAAGAGGGGGGCUCCAAUCUGGGACAUAAUUCAGAUGAACACUAUUGAUCUAGAUAGCGCUUUCAACAUUACUAGGUACACAUCUGAUCUCCAGAGCAAGAUCGACAGCUUAACUGUGGAUGUGGAAGGACUUGACCUUUUCACAAAUAUCGCAAUACUGUUGCUGUCAGAAUAUAAGGAUGCUGGGCUGGGACAAGUACCUGUCACCAACAUCACUUCACGGAUUCAGACCCCUUCGCUGACUAUGAAUAUUGCGCAGUUUGCGGGAGCACUGGGAAGUCUUGCGGCCAACCAGAGAGAUCCGACAAUACGCAGCGAGCUGCAGAAUAAAUCCACAUCUCUCAGAGGUUCCUCCGUGCGGGAACUAGAAUUGGAUACGAGGAAGCUGAAUGAUAGUUUGCGUUCAUUGGCAGAGUUGACUCCUACACUACCGAGUGCAAUAGACAGUGCAAUCCAGGGUGUCCAAACCCUACAAGGACCACUUGUAAGAAACACCAUCGAGCUGCUAAAAAAUGAAGGCCGGUGUUUGUUCAAUCAGUCCAUUGGAUACUUCGUCCAAUACAUGGACUGGGUCAAAAGGAUGGUCACACAGGAGAUUUCCUCCUGCCGUUCAGUUCCUCAAACACUUGACAGAGCUCGUAUUAUACUCUGUGACAAUGUGACCGAUCCUUGGAACGGCUUCUGGUUCUGUCUUGGAUGGUGCACCUUUUUCCUGAUUCCAAAUGUCAUCUUCAGUAUCAAAUCAUCCGAACACAUAAUGCCCCUGGAAUCAAGGUUUCGAGGACUUCUCCCUGAAGAAGAGAACUUAUUUCAAAUGACCGAAUACCCAGCACCUGAGAGAAAUCAUGUUCUCUGGAUAUAGAGAAAAAAAUAGGGAGUGAAAUACCUCUACCACUACAGCUGCUAAUAUCUGAUUGGAUUGUUGAGCCUAAAGGAGAUUGUAUUAGAUGAUGAUAUUGUUCAUGAAAAUACAAGUUCCAGCUGUCUCUCACUAGCUCAGUCGAAAAUCUAUGUUCCACUCUAGUCCAGCAUUCUGCUCACUACUGGACCAAAUCACUAUGGAUCGUUGGCGCGGGUUGAAAUAAUCAAUAACUUGGAUGCCAGACCUUCGUUCUGCACAAUACUUGUACCAAGGCCAAGAUACUCAAAAAAAGGAGAAAUUGUCUUGUAAAGCGUUUGUUAUCUUGACACUUUUGUUUUAGAAAUCAUUUGGGAAUCUCCGAUGAACAUAACUAAGUUUUCAAAAUAAUACAUAUUGGCCUCCGUGUUCAAAAAGUAGCAAUUCAGGUGAAAGGGAUUAACAGAGGUCUUAUCAUCAUAGCUGCCAAUCUAUUAGUCCACUCAGCAGGACAAUUGGUUUGUUGCUUUCAGCCCAAUUUUGUUAUCCGUAACCCUACAUUUCUCAGGUAUGG
Molecule: messenger RNA, 3108 nt
Organism: Spea bombifrons (plains spadefoot toad)
Lineage: Eukaryota; Metazoa; Chordata; Amphibia; Anura; Pelobatidae
Gene: PROM2
Product: prominin 2
Exons: 23
Coding region: 48-2558 (836 amino acids)
Cellular component (GO): prominosome; cilium; cell surface
Molecular function (GO): cholesterol binding
Source: RefSeq, a predicted model, not a curated record